CCCUCCGCCGCAUGUAGACCCGACUGAGCGGAAGCGGAGCGUCAGUCGGUCCCGCUGCCACACCGAGAGGCUGCAGCCUCCCCCCGCCACUCUGCUCCUUCCUCGCCACAACGACUCAUCUGGAUUUAAAAAGACAGAGAGACAAAAAAAACCCAACAACAAACAAAGGAGAAGAAGAAAAACAAAAACCAAUUUGAUUUCCGACGUUACAUGAGAGGGAAAGGAGAGCGGCUCCAGCAGAGAGAAGAGACAUGGCAGCGUUCCGAGUGCUGCUGGGGACUUUACACUACAUGGGACUCUACAUGCAGCUCGGAGUCUCCACGAGGCAGCCCGCACGCGGCCAGCUGGAGAACCACGUCUCUGGGAACGCCAUGUUCACAGAGGUGCCCCACGAUAUGACUGCACAGAGGGGUCAGGACGUGGAGAUGGCGUGCUCCUUCAGAGGGGCGGGGAUGCCCUCGUAUUCACUGGAGAUCCAGUGGUGGUACAUCAGGAACCAUCUGGACUGGACGGACGGACAACCCUGGACGACCAAUGAGGUGGCUCCUGAGGAGGAGACGCCUAAGGAUGCUACAAAGAUAAGCGUCGUGAAGGUUGUAGGAAGCAACAUCUCCCAUAAACUCCGCCUCUCCCGGGUAAAGCCAUCCGACGAAGGCACCUACGAGUGCCGGGUCAUCGACUUCAGCGACGACGCGAGUACCCGCCACCACCGCGUCAGGGCCUACCUGCAGGUGGUGCCGGAGGGCGCCGUCGCCAACGGCAACCGCGACGACAACUUUGAGGGCCUGGACGACACCAAGGGAGGGGUGGCGUUCGUCGGCGGGGACGACGCAGAGUCUCGCGGCGGCACAAAAGAGCAAGCCCACGGCCACCACCAGAGUCACGGGCACCACCAGGAGCACGCCAGGCGGCCGGCGUCGCCGGCCCACCACGGCCACAGCCACGGCGGCGGCGGUCAGCAGCAAAAGGCGGGCCGGGAGCUGAGGAAGAGGGACGCGGACAGUAACCACAGCCACAACGACUGCACCAACGAGCCGAGCUGCGCGCCGUAGACGCCCGGCUCCUUCCACCUGAGCGACAGCGUCCGCAAGGGCCGCAGAAGGCGACGCGUGGCACAGCAUGAACAGCUACUAUUCCCACACUGCACAAAUGGAGAAUCUCUCCAGGUGUCCGGUCGGAGCGCGGCGCCGUAAGCUGUGCCGGGGGAAUGUAGCUGUUUCUUGCUGUGCGUGCGUCCGGGUCGGACUGCUCGCCGUCAGCAAAGCUUCGCUUUGCGACACCCGGCGGACAAAAAAAUAAUAAUUAAAAGACUUGUCUUGCUAUUUACCCCCUUUCACUCUUGUACUUUAGAUACUGUACAUGACACCACCCGGCUUUCAGGCUCAUACUCCCACUGCCUUACUCGCUCGUUUGAUACACACUCAGAAAAAAAGUAUAUUAGACAUUUUGUAACUAGGUCUGUGCCCGGUGCAAGAAGGUUCCUUUUCUUCUGAGGGUGCAGCGAAUGACACCAAACCAGUUAGUAAUCCUUCCAUGGAAAUACGGUCGCAGAAUCUGUGUUUGCCCCGAAAUUCAGCAAUUUCCCUCCAUCUCUAUUCCCGGGGGGAGGACAACACGCUGUCUUCAGCAGACGCUCAUCAAGGUCCCAGCGCAGCAGCGCUCAUCAAGGGCAGAUAAGGCCUCAGUUCAUUUGUGUCGGAGUAAACACAGUGGCAAAAUCACAGGCUGUAUUUUCAUCACAGCUCCUAGCUUAUGAACCUGCAGUGCAAGAGCAGAGAUGAUAUUUGCCCCCCUCCCCUCCCUCCCCCCUCGUGCUGUUCAGGCUCUGUCCCAUGUUCCCCCCAAUCUGGUUUGAAAGCCAUGAAAAAAAAAAAUCGGUGCCACUGAAAUAACCCGGCAUGGCGCGUCUCUGAAUUCGCUCUAUGACGAGACAUCUAUGGGAAGAGUAGUGAUUUAUUCCCACAUCCCAAUUCUCCGGCUCGGUGAUCAAUCAUUUGAAAAGCCUCAAUCCACUCUGUAUAUAUGACUGUAUAAAAGGAAAUAAAGUGCAUGUUGAGUAAUUUUACUAAAUUGUUUUCAACCAACCAAAAGAAAAUUUGUUAGUUAGACAAUUUAUGUUAUUUGUUUGGUCCUUUUAAAAUUAUUUUUUUCUUUAUUUGUACUUUGGAAGUCCUGUUGAAUAGAGCUCUCUAUUCAAAAAUCCGUUUUCUCUUCACUGCUCUCCAGAAGUGCUGUACAGACCGAUGAAUGACAUGUUCUCUUCUUAGCUGCUCACAAAGGGAUUUCCCUCGUGUAUCUUAGUACUUCGCCAGUGUUCCUCAAAGCCACCGUCCUGUGAGUGUUUUUAUCCGCUUGAAAGUGGGAUUCUUUUGGUUCAGGUUGCGACUGUGGUUCUGAAAAGAUACGAGAGGCCAUCUUCUGCCAACGUUGAAACUGGAUGAGGGUCUCGCUCUGUUCAGACGCUCGCUCCGAGGGGAUCACUGAAAUUGUCUCUCCGUCCUGCCUCCACGUCCAGCCUGUGUCUGGAGGCCGUGCGGGGGCUUCGCCUCCCCGCUGUUAUCCAUCACACCAACUACAGCCGGCUGUCCCUGUGGACUGAAACGAUGUUACGCCGAGCGAUCACUGUAAAGAAGAAAAGGGGGAACAGAGGUGUAAUGUACAUUUCUUCUAGAACGUUCAAUCUCACACUAAGUGUAUGGCUUUAUCAAAUGAAAUAAAAUUGUAUAGGAAUAA
This is a messenger RNA of Gasterosteus aculeatus aculeatus (three-spined stickleback), 2733 nucleotides long. It is a transcript of the gene vstm2la, whose product is annotated as V-set and transmembrane domain containing 2 like a. Gene Ontology annotation, cellular component: membrane. NCBI's taxonomy places the organism in Eukaryota, Metazoa, Chordata, Actinopteri, Perciformes, Gasterosteidae. The record is from RefSeq and is a predicted model, not a curated record.